Messenger RNA from Dovyalis caffra, 168 nucleotides. The record is from the annotation of a GenBank genome assembly. Lineage: Eukaryota; Viridiplantae; Streptophyta; Magnoliopsida; Malpighiales; Salicaceae.
AUGGCCUAUGAAGCCCCAAAGAAGAUUUUGGGUCAUGCCUGUAAUGCAUAUAUCUUUCGUUCAGCACAAACAAGCUUAAAUGCGAUCCCUAAAUACGAAACAAACCCAAGAUCAGAGGAUGCCAUGUCACAACAACUUGGUGCGAGUGGUAAGGUUUUUAAGAGGUGA